UUUUUAAUGUUCAUCACUUGGACCAUAACUUUCUUGAAGUAGACAUUUAUAUCUACUCUAUUUUCUUUUAGUUGAAUUUAACACUUUCAUUUGCCCUCAAUUUCCUUUACCUCUGCUUUUCUUAUUUCUCUUUCUUUGAAGCCCUCCUCUUUUUUGCUGUGUUUUGCUGUUGGGCACUCUGGUUGAAGGCUUAGAAAUGGCAGCAGAUGUGAGUAGUUCAUUGGUGAGGGUAUUGAGUGGACAUAUUGAAGAACAGCCUCAGAUUCAUGCUGGCAAUUCAGAUAUUUUGAUUACAAAAGAUUUGUUGGGAAGUUUGUCCAAGGCUGCAACCAAAGAAAUAGAUCUCGAAUUUAAGCCUGGAAAAGCACAGACACAAAGAUGCAGCUCACCAAAGUCACCACUAUCAGCACCAGUAUCUUCUUCUUCUUCAGACGGAAAGAGCAAGAAUCAAUUGCCAAAUUCAUUUCAAGAUUCCAAGUUUCAAGACUUGAACUUCCCUCCAGUUAACUUCUUUGAAGACACCUCCCUGGACUUAAAGCUUCAGUCUUCAACCCCAAGCCGUUACCAGAGUGUCUGCACUCUUGACAAGGUCAAAUACGCCCUGGAAAGAGCAGAAAAAGAAACCAUGAAGAAGCGUUCAUCAUCACCACCACCUUCUUCAUUGCCUGCAACAUCUUCAUCGACACCAGGAAUGUUUGCAGCUGCAUGCCCUGGUUGCUUGCUAUAUGUCAUAGCUUCCAACACGAAUCCCAGGUGCCCUCGUUGCAAUUCUAUUGUUCCAUCUGCCUUGGCUGUGAAGAAGCCUCGGAUUGAUCUCAAUGCGUCAUUUUAAUCUUUUUUUUUUCUCUCCUUUUGAGCAUUGAUCAGAGAUAAUUGUAACUCUAUAAUCUAUAUUACAGAUAUAGAGUUACUUCACUUUUCAGUCCUGCAAAUAUAUUGAUUCUUGUAAAUCGAAAAAUAUAGGUUUAGAUUUCUGGUUACUUUUAGUACAGGGACCAUGAUGAUAUCACAGAUGUUUUUGUUAGAUUAAUUUGAUGUGUUUUUGGGAGAAUAUAUAUAAACUUUAGAUCUCCUCAUCUUAUGAUAUUACAUACCUCAAAUUUUUGUUUC
Theobroma cacao (cacao) is the source of this 1110-nucleotide messenger RNA. RefSeq lists its product as uncharacterized. The record is from RefSeq and is a predicted model, not a curated record. NCBI's taxonomy places the organism in Eukaryota, Viridiplantae, Streptophyta, Magnoliopsida, Malvales, Malvaceae.